Messenger RNA from Cotesia glomerata, 601 nucleotides. It is a transcript of the gene RpL27, whose product is annotated as 60S ribosomal protein L27. Bases 131 to 535 code for a protein of 134 amino acids. Gene Ontology annotation, molecular function: structural constituent of ribosome. The record is from RefSeq and is a predicted model, not a curated record. NCBI's taxonomy places the organism in Eukaryota, Metazoa, Arthropoda, Insecta, Hymenoptera, Braconidae. The transcript has 4 exons. Gene Ontology annotation, biological process: translation. Gene Ontology annotation, cellular component: cytosolic large ribosomal subunit; ribosome.
CAAAAGUCACAUUUGCAGUUUAAUAGGUCUGACAUAGAGGCCUCAUCUGCCUGAAAUAAAUCCAACUUUAAAAAAAUAAAAGUGAGGUUACUUCUUUUUUACGAACGGCAGUGGAAAUAAGCUAGCCAAAAUGGUUAAGAUUAUGAAAAGUGGUAAGGUGGUGCUGGUCCUUAGUGGACGGUACGCCGGACGUAAAGCUAUCGUCGUAAAAAACUACGAUGAUGGUACCACGGAAAAGCCCUAUGGACAUGCUUUGAUUGCUGGUAUCGACCGGUACCCACGCAAGGUCCACAAACGUAUGGGCAAAGGAAAGAUCCACAAGCGUUCCAAGAUCAAGCCUUUCGUUCGUGUUUUAAAUUACAACCAUUUGAUGCCAACCAGGUACACGGUUGAUUUACCGCUGGACAAAGUGACAGCCAAGGACUUGAAGGAUCCAGUGAAGAGAAAGAAGGUUAAAUUCCAAACACGUGUCAAGUUUGAAGAAAGGUACAAGAUGGGUAAGAACAAAUGGUUCUUCCAAAAGUUACGUUUCUAAACUGGUUUCAUUGGUUUCAAUUAAUAUAAAACACUAAAAUUAAAUAAAAUUAACAUCUGAAAAUAA